AACAGUUCCUCACAACCUGUGUGGGACCAGCGCAUCUUGGGGUGCGUGACAAUGGAAGAGUUAGAUGCCUUAUUGGAGGAACUGGAACGCUCCACUCUCCAGGACAGUGAUGAAUCCUCCAGCUCAGCUCCUCUUUCCCUGGAUCAGCAUUCCAGAAAGGAGACUGACCUUGCUGAGACUUCGGGUGUCCCUUCUGUUCAGAAUGAUACAAGUCCCUUGCUGGUACAGCUCGUGUAUACGACCCAUAUCCAGGAGCCCAAUAUCUACAGUGAGGCCCAAGAGCCAAACAAAGCACGGCUGCCUCCUAAAACCUCAGCAGCUGCCCAGCUGGAUGAGCUUAUGGCCCAUCUGUGUGACAUGCAAACCCAGGUUGCAGCGAAAGCAGAUGCCAGCAAGAAGCACUUAGCAAACAAGCAGGAUCAGAAAGCCUCCCUGGACUCAAUGCUGGGGGGUUUGGAGCAGGACCUGCAGGACCUUGGAAUUGCCACAGUGCCCAAGGGCCACUGUGCUUCCUGUCAGAAGCCGAUUGCUGGCAAGGCGAUCCAUGCUCUGGGGCAAGCGUGGCACCCGGAGCACUUCGUCUGCGCUCACUGCAAAGAGGAGAUUGGCUGCAGCCCCUUCUUCGAGCGCAGUGGCUUGGCCUACUGCCCCAAGGACUACCACCACCUUUUCUCCCCGCGCUGUGCUUACUGCGCCGCUCCCAUCCUGGACAAAGUGCUGACGGCAAUGAACCAGACCUGGCAUCCGGAGCACUUCUUCUGCUCGCACUGCGGAGAGGUGUUCGGGGCGGAAGGCUUUCACGAGAAGGACAAGAAGCCGUACUGCCGGAAGGAUUUCUUAGCCAUGUUCUCACCCAAGUGUGGUGGCUGCAACCGCCCAGUGUUGGAAAACUACCUUUCAGCCAUGGACACCGUCUGGCACCCGGAAUGCUUUGUUUGUGGGGUCUGUAUACUCACUCACCUGUCGGAUUUAGGGAAAGUCGGGAGUCCUCCUCUCUGA
Molecule: messenger RNA, 999 nt
Organism: Puma concolor (puma)
Lineage: Eukaryota; Metazoa; Chordata; Mammalia; Carnivora; Felidae
Source: RefSeq, a predicted model, not a curated record